Messenger RNA from Cutaneotrichosporon cavernicola, 2277 nucleotides. RefSeq lists its product as uncharacterized. Gene Ontology annotation, biological process: intracellular sterol transport. The transcript has 4 exons. Gene Ontology annotation, molecular function: sterol binding; sterol transfer activity. The coding region runs from base 1 to 2277 and encodes 758 amino acids. Gene Ontology annotation, cellular component: cortical endoplasmic reticulum; endoplasmic reticulum-plasma membrane contact site; plasma membrane. The record is from RefSeq and is a predicted model, not a curated record. NCBI's taxonomy places the organism in Eukaryota, Fungi, Basidiomycota, Tremellomycetes, Trichosporonales, Trichosporonaceae.
AUGCCGCUACUCCGCCCAAAGAAACCUCUUCGAGUCUCAACAAACUCAUCCGACUCUGGAGAACCAACUCUUGAAGCACUCUCCCUCUCCUCGCCCAAGCCUGCUCCCUCUCCAUCCAAGCUCGGCCUGUCGCCCACAACAAAGCCACUCCCCCCUCCCAUCCUAGCCAACAACUCUGACCGCACGCCCACGGUGCCUAUCGACACUCCCCGCCUCGUCGUCUCGGACGCAAACUGCGACAACGCGACCGACGUGGUUGGGGGCCACGCCGUCGGUCUCGAAGCCGCCAUGUCCGAGGCUCUCGAUACCGAUCAAGCCCACGAGCUUGCUCGUGAACGGGCCAUGGCUCAAAGAGACUCAAUCGCACAUCGAGUUGCCGAACUCAUGCCCCAUCCGACCCAGGCUGAAACCCGCAAGAAGAAGAAGGGACGUCGCUCAAGACGUGCUUCCACAUCGUCUGUAACAUCCCAAGGAGGCAACAGCAUGGCCGCGGCCCUGGCCAAGAGCGGAUUACAGAUCAGUGGCCCGCCCGACCAAGUCGGGAGUGUUCAAAGAGCAGUCUCCACUGGCCGAUCCCCAUACCUUCUCAGCACGCAGGACUACGACAGCGAUGAUGGGUACGGCUCCGAAGACGACAGCGAGAAUCUUAGUGAGGACGACGGUAUAGACCACCUUCCCGUGACCGGGUUCGCGGUGGCAAGCAACCGCCGCAACGCCGAGUUCCACGGACUCUUCCCCACUGUCGACGAGGGCGACUAUCUCAUUGAAGGCAUGUUGACUAUUUCUUCUUCGAUGCUGACGACAGACUAUGGAUGUGCGCUUGCAAAGGACAUCCUCGUCCACGGCAGGCUUUACGUCUCCGAGAACCAUAUCUGCUUCCAUUCGAAUCUCUUUGGGUGGAUCACAGACGUGGUUAUCCCUUUUGGAGAGGUGCAGACCAUCGAGAAGAAGAUGACUGCAUUAGUCAUUCCUAACGCGAUCGGAGUAACGACUAGCAAGGACAAGUACACUUUCGCCUCCCUCAUCUCCCGCGACUCGACCUACGAUGUGCUCGUGAACAUCUGGCGUAUAGCACAUCCUGGCACCGAGAUGCCAAACUUGGUUCCAAAUGGAGCCUCGCGCCCCGCCUCGGUGAUGGAGGGUUCGCCGCCCGCUCCUGCCGUCACCCAUUCAUCGACGGAAUGCGUCUGCGGUAAGGAGGGCCAGCACUACUCCGAAUCUGUCCUCGAUACCGUCUUUCCCAGCUCCCCCGACAAGGUCUACAAUCUCAUGUUCAACAGCGGGUGGUACCGUUCGUUCUUGUCAGACAACCAAAAGUUGCGAGACAUUGAAUCGUCCGACUGGUGUCCCGACGAGACAGGCAAACUGACUCGCUCGAUUUCCUACAUUAAGCCGCUGAACGGUUCCAUCGGGCCCAAGCAGACAAAGUGCCACAUUGUCGACAUGCAGGACUUCUGUGACUUUGACGAGUACAUCUCGAUGGUCACCACGACUCGAACGCCCUACGUCCCGAGCGGUGGAGUCUUCAGUGUCAAGACACGCACCUGCCUCACCUGGGCCGGUCCAGGAUCCACACGGGUUGUGGUUACCACAGAGGUCGAGUGGACUGGAAAGUCGUGGGUAAAGGGCAUCAUUGAAAGAUCGGCAGUCGACGGCCAGAAGCAGUACCACGCUGAUCUCGCCAGCGGCAUGAGGGAGUACAUGAACGAGCACCCCACAGAGUUCGCGGUGGCGGGGGCAGAGGACAUUGAGCAACUUGAAGAUGAAGCGGCCCAGGGAAUUCCGGCGCCCAUCCCCACAGAAGCGCAAGAGUUUGCCGCCAAGAAUCGGCGUGCACGACAGGAUGCCGAUUACUGGCAGCUGCAGGGCGCUCUCGACUCGGUCCUCCACGGGUUCACUUCGAUCUUUUCUGGCAUUCGCACGGCAUACAACACCACCAGCGACCUACUCAGCGACUCGCCCAUCAGCAAAGCGUCGUUUAUGGCAGCGCUCAUUGCCCUCCUUGUUGUCUCGAACGUCUACACCUACGUUGCACGGCCAGAGUCCAAGCAUAAGGAGAAGCGUCUGCUACGGUUUGGUUUCGAGAACGACGUAGCAGAGGCUGUCAAGUACGUUCUCGACCGCCGCGCUGCCGCAACGCCCAAGGACGAGAUCAGCCAACUCCUUCAGCUCCUGGACGAGGUCGACGCGCGCUCUGCUGCCCUCCGUCAAGCCUUGCAGGUUGCCGAGGAGGGCUCACCCAUCGAGUUGGUCAACCAGGCGGAGGAUCUGGAUUAG